This is a messenger RNA of Coregonus sp. 'balchen', 11996 nucleotides long. NCBI's taxonomy places the organism in Eukaryota, Metazoa, Chordata, Actinopteri, Salmoniformes, Salmonidae. The record is from the annotation of a GenBank genome assembly.
AAUCGCGAGCCCUACCCGGAAAGAAGCCUCAGAGGACAGCGGUGUUCGGGUGCUGCAGAGAUACAUCUCAGAUGUCAGGCUAUGUCAUGUAAAGUCAGAGUAACAGCGGGUUUAAACUUUAAUUUUACCCAGUGAGACGCGUUUUACUCUCUGUCUUCCACUUUGGGCGCACACUGAGCAGCUGAAACGGGUAAGUUUUCGCGGAAUUAAUGUCUGCGUGCGUGUGUGUGUGCGCGUCUGUGGGGUGGGCGUUGUGGUCGGCAGAUAAUUUCAUCAUGAAACUUUAAUGUCAUCUCAACCUGAUGCUAAAUCAUGCAUUAUUGGCUGACGAAGUUCUCCGUACGGGUCGACAACUAAUGAAAUAACUGACAGACAGUUAAUCUACGGAACAUAGCCCGUUGAGCACCUGACGAAAUAAUGUAUCUAUGAUACAGGAUGGGUUCCACCUGUACGAAAUAAUGUAUCUAUGAUACAGGAUGGGUUCCACCUGUAUCUGAUCCUAUAGUAUCCAUAUCUAUCUAUCUAUCUAUCUCAUUCGGUUUGGGGAAUAACUGUACAUUUAAACAAAACGAAAUAUUUACACGAUUCAGGCCUACAUGGAACCAACAGUACUCGUUACAUUUCAAAUGCUCAGACAGGACAGCAAUAUGGUCCAAUUCAUGCACCUAUCAAAAUAACGCAUGGUCAUCCCUUCUGCCUCUUAUCUGGCAGACUUACUAAACACAAAUACUGCUUUUGUAAAUGAUGUAUGAGUGUUGGAGUGUGCUUCUGGCUGUCUGUAAAUCAUGCAGUCAGUAUGACAAUUGAGUACUUUUUCCACCACUGUACUUAAGUACAUUUAAAACCAGAUACUUUUGGGUGACUUUCACUUUUACUUGAGUCAUUUUCGAUUAAGGUAUCUGUACUUUUAUUCAAGUAUGACAAUUGAGUACUUUUUCCACCUCUUGUUACUGCUGCUAUGAUUAAUGCCCAAAAUAUAUUAUUUUUCUUAUAAGAAAAGCAUUGGCUGUGUGUUUCUUUAUUUCCUAAAACAAAAUGUUGUUCAUAUUGCUGUUCCAUAGGGGAAGUUGAAUUUGUAUGCUCAUGUGACCAGGUAGGUGCAACAACUGCACAGAUGAUGUCAUGAUGAUGUUAUGUCCUCAGCAUGUCAGUCUCUCUGACAGUUAGGUUAGGUUGUCCUGAUGUUCAUUCCCAUGUCACCCCCCCCCCCCUCUCUCUCUCUCUCUCUCUCUCUCUCUCUCUCUCUCUAUCUGGCCAGAUGAAAUGUGCCUGUAUGCAGAUCUGUUCAGUAGUCUAUAAUUUCCAGCUGUGGUGAAUCUGCUGGUUAGCAGCACAGCCUCAGGCUUUAGGCUUAGCUAGGUUGCCUCAAUAACGUCACAUGAAAAACUGCUGAGUGUGUGUGUGUGACAUGCCUUCUCUCUCUUCCUCCCUCUCUGACAAUUCACUACCAACUGGCUGUUAUUGUUGCUCUAAAAGGGGAUUUAGGGUUUCUGAAGAAUUGGAGACCUGUCUCAUUACUGUACUAGUAUGUUUGGAGUACAAUAUUAUUUCAAAAUGUCUUACAAAUAGACUCAACUUUUCUCUCCCCCCCUUCCAUCUCUCAGUGAUAUGUGGUAGCAGGCAGCAGUAUGCCGUACGUGGACAGGCAGAACCGUGUGUGUGGCUUUCUAGACAUCGAGGAGAAAGAGGGUAGCAACCGCUUCCAGAGACGCUACUUUAUACUGGACACACAGGGCAACACACUGCUGUGGUACAUGGACAACCCCCAGGUACACACAAACACAUGUCAUACUGCCUGUACAAACACGCAUGACCUCUGAUGUGUCUGAGGCAGAGUUGAGAAGAGUGUGUGUUCAGAUAGUGGUUGUGUUCUGCCACUAGCAGGGUAGAAACACACCUCUAAAGAGGAAGUGAGACUAGGAGUAGAAGUCUUCUCUGUGUCUUUAACUCUCUCUGCCUGCAGAAGUGUUUGUUAUAUUGACUGUUGUGUUACUGUAUUUAUUACAUUGGUGUGUUGUAUCUCUGCCUGUAGAACCUGCCCAGUGGAGCGAACUCAGUCGGGAGUCUGCAGCUGACAUAUAUCUCCAAGGUAACAAUACCCUAAAACAGAUGACUUAUUAAGGGCAAUGUUUUUGACUGAUUCCAGACUCAUCUUUUCUCUCUUGUCUUCUCCUCCUCUGUUUGGGGGUUAGGUGAGCGAGGCCACAGGGAAACAGAAGCCCAAGACUGAGUUCUGCUUCGGUGAGUAAAAGUGUGUAUGAGAGUGUAGGGUGUUCUCAUGGCCCUGGUGAAACACGUACAGUAAAAUGUGUUCCUAUGUUUAUCGUACCUGUUCUGUCCUCUUUGCAGUGAGCAAUGUUAUUAUAGCCUCUGUAUUUAUGUUCUGUAUUGCUAUAUAAUAUUAUAUAUUUCUAUGUAUAUCACUAUGUCUGCAGUGAUCAAUGCAGUAUCUCGGCGGUAUUUCCUCCAAGCCAACGAUGCUGCUGACCUCAGAGACUGGGUCCUUGCUCUCAACAAAGCCACCAAGAUCACUGUGAGUACCCCAACUCAUGUAGCAUCAAAUCAAAUCAACUUUUAACAUUCGGACAUCUAAUUAUUACACGUAUAACGUUUCAUUAAACUGAGACAUAGUGAUGUUGCAGAGGAGCGUGAUGCAAGACAAAGCACACUCACCAGAGCUGCUGGAAAAUGUGUGGCGAGACAGCAUCUGCCCCAGUACUUUUCAAUCUGGUGUGGUGCCGCCACACCACUUUCAAAGCAGCAGCACCGACUGGGCCAGUAACUUCUCAGUACAUUUUUGAGUUCCAGUUCAACAUUUACCUGCUCUGUCGCCAUCUACCAUUGAAGACUACAAGCAGAAAAGUUGUGCUAUUUGUAUUUGAGCAAUAUGAUUGGCCGUUCAUUCAAGCACCACUACGCUCCCGCGAGUCACCACUUCUCGGGCACUCGAGCAGUACAGAAGUUGAUAGCUACGUUCACACCGCAGACGUGAGCUGUCCUGAGCAAAAAUAAGCGCCCAUCAAUCUGCUUGCUGAGCUUAUUUAUUUUAGGGAAAGUGAUUCACCAAAGUAAACUUUCAAUAGUGAACACACUAGCAAUUUGCUGGCUACCAUUGAUGCAAAAGGAAAGCAAAAAAAAUUAACUUUGACAUUCGUCUUGGCUAGCCCGCUGUAGCUAGAUCGUUAUCUCUUUUCAAACACAAUUGUCUGAAAGGGGCAGCAUCCUAUUUUGAGAUGUGAAAGGCCCCAGAAAAGACACGUACAAAUUUUGCCACACCACUUUUGAACCUGUGGUGCCACCUCUGGCACUCAGAGUAUCACAGAGCAUGUGCACGGAUGCGCUUCAAUAGCUACAACUUGAUAGCUGAGAAUCAGAAAGAGCAGAGAUGUUUAGGUUUGCGCUUCACUACUCUUUGUUAUUGUGGAAAUGGGCCCAGUAUUGCUGUUUACUUUGUGCAUACAGUUACACUGUAAUAUAUUGGCACCCAUGCACUUUACAAUGGAGUGCAAUGGAGCAGAAUGUUCUGUUUUUCUCUUUUCAAAACUGGUUGAAUGGGUAUUUUUACCUUGUAGGCACCUGCAGCUGUUGUUGUGUAUUGUUAGAUAUUACUUCACUGUUGGAGCUAGGAAGACAAGCAUUUCGCUACACCUGCAAUAACAUUGCUAAAUAUGUGUAUGCGACCAAUAAAUACGAUUUGAUUUGAUUUGACCUGCAACUUCCCACAUGUGGAAUGAAUUACACAGUAAAUGAGAAUCACCUGCCUCCAACCAAAUUCAUUUGAAUUCUUCUGAAUUCUGAAUAAUUGUUGGUCCUUUGCAGUUGUAAAUCAAACAAAUGCACAUGUGAACCCCAAAGGUUAUUUCAGUUUCAACUUAUUUUAAAAGAAAUAGUGAAUUAUUUAAAAAAUAUAUAUAUUGUGCAAGGCUGCCAAUAUAUUAGAGCGUAACUGUGUCUGACUCUACCUUUUUGAUAUUGCAUUUAUAACUUAACACUAACAUUACACAGGUAACAUGUUAAUGUUUGAUUUCGGUAAACCUGUAGGUUAUGUGCAGCUGAAACUACAAUCACCUGAGUCACACUGACAGGAAGUGAUGUCACACAGAGUAUCUCACAAAAGUGAGUACACCCCUCACAUUUUUGUAAAUAUUUGAGUAUAUCUUUUCAUGUGACAACACUGAAGAAAUGACACUUUGCUACAAUGUAAAUUAGUGAGUGUACAGCUUGUAUAAUAGUGUAAAUUUGCUCUCCCCUCAAAAUAACACAACACACAGCCAUUAAUGUCUAAACCGCUGGCAACAAAAGUGAGUACACCCCUAAGUGAAAAUGUCCAAAUUGGGCCCAAUUAGCCAUUUUCCCUCCCCGGUGUCAUGUGACUCGUUAGUGUUACAAGGUCUCAGGUGUGAAUGGGGAGCAGGUGUGUUAAAUUUGGUGUCAUCGCUCUCACACUCCCUCAUACUGGUCACUGGAAGUUCAACAUGGCACCUCAUGGCAAAGAACUCUCUGAGGAUCUGAAAAAAAGAAUUGUUGCUCUACAUAAAGAUGGCCUGGGCUAUCAGAAGAUUGCCAAGACCCUGAAACUGAGCUGCAGCAUGGUGGCCAAGACCAUACAGCGGUUUAACAGGACAGGUUCCACUCAGAACAGGCCUCGCCAUGGUCGACCAAAGAAGUUGAGUGCACAUGCUCAGCGCCAUAUCCAGAGGUUGUCUUUGGGAAAUAGACGUAUGAGUGCUGCCAGCAUUGCUGCAGAGGUUGAAGGGGUGGGGGGUCAGCCUGUCAGUGCUCAGACCAUACGCUGCACACUGCAUCAAAUUGGUCUGCAUGGCUGUCGUCCCAGAAGGAAGACUCUUCUAAAGAUGAUGCACAAGAAAGCCCGCAAACAGUUUGCUGAAGACAAGCAGACUAAGGACAUGGAUUACUGGAACCAUGUCCUGUGGUCUGAUGAGACCAAGAUAAACUUAUUUGGUUCAGAUGGUGUCAAGCGUGUGUGGCGGCAACCAGGUGAGGAGUACAAAGACAAGUGUGUCUUGCCUACAGUCAAGCAUGGUGGUAGGAGUGUCAUGGUCUGGGGCUGCAUGAGUGCUGCCGGCACUGGGAAGCAACAGUUCAUUGAGGGAACCAUGAAUGCCAACAUGUACUGUGACAUACUGAAGCAGAGCAUGAUCCCCUCCCUUCGGAGACCCCAAACACACCUCCAAGACAACCACUGCCUUGCUAAAAAAAGCUGAGGGUAAAGGUGAUGGACUGGCCAAGCAUGUCUCCAGACCUAAACCCGAUUGAGCAUCUGUGGGGCAUCCUCAAACGGAAGGUGGAGGAGUGCAAGGUCUCUAACAUCCACCAGCUCCGUGAUGUCGUCAUGGAGGAGUGGAAGAGGACUCCAGUGGCAACCUGUGAAGCUCUGGUGAACUCCAUGCCCAAGAGGGUUAAGGCAGUGCUGGAAAAUGAUGGUGGCCACAAAAUAUUGACACUUUGGCCCCAAUUUGGACAUUUUCACUUAGGGGUGUACUCACAUUUGUUGCCAGCGGUUUAGACAUGAAUGGCUGUGUGUUGAGUUAUUUUGAGGGGACAGCAAAUUUACACUGUUAUACAAGCUGUACAAUCACUACUUUACUUUGUAGCAAAGAGUCAUUUCUUCAGUGUUGUCACAUGAAAAGAUAUACUCAAAUAUUUACAAAAUGUGAGGGGUGUACUCACUUUUGUGAGAUACUGUACAGGUAACUGCAAAAAUAAUGGAAACACUUGAGUAAAUGAGGAAUACAAAGUAUAUUGAAACCAAGUGCUUCCACACAGGUGUGGUUCCUGAGUUAAUUAAGCAAUUAACAUCCCAUCAUGCUUAAAGAAUAGGCAGGCCAUUAUGUUGGCUACCAUUGCUAUGCCCCCAUAGGAUGACAAUGUCCCUAUCCACAGGGCAUGAGUGGUCACUGAAUGGUUUGAUGAGAGCAUGAAAAUAAUGUAUGCCAUGGCCGUCUCAGUCAUCAGAUCUCAACCCAAUUGAACACUUGUGGGAGAUUCUGGAGCGGCGCCUGAGACAGCGUUUUCCACCGCCCAUCAAGAAAACACCAAAUUAUGGAAUUUCUCGUGGAAGAAUGGUGUCGCAUCCCUCCAAUAGAGUUCCAGACACUUGUAAAAUCUAUGCAUUCAAGCUGUACUGGCUUGUGAUUGCCCAAAGCCCUAUUAAGACACUGUAUGUUGGUGUUUUUCCUUUAUUUUGGCUGUUACCUGUAUAUAGCACUCGAGGAAGAAGUCUGUGGUCUCACAUUGAACUGUUUGGCCAGGGUGUACGCGCGCGCACACACACGCGCGCACACACACGCACACGCAUCUCAAAUAUGAGGAAAUGGUGAAACAGGACAGUGGGAGUUUGUUUUGAGGUUUCACAUAGCAGAUUCAAAACAAAUCACAUUUUAUUUGUCACAAAUGCGUUGAAUACAACAGACCUUACCGUGAAAUGCUUACUUACAAGCCCUUAACCGACAAUGCAUAGUAAGAAAAUAUUUGCUAAAUAAACUAAAGUAAAAAAAGUAACACAAUAAAAUAACAAUAACGAGGCUAUAUACAGGGGGUACCAAGUCAUUGUACGGGUUAGUCGAGGUAAUUGAGGUCACGUACAUUUAGGUAAGAAAAGUGUGUGUGUGUGUGUGUGUGUGUGUGUGUUGAAUCUUAUAUCCAGUCUGUGGGGGGGGCUUUCCACACUCACUGUUUUAACAGACUGCUGAUGUUUGUGCUGUGGAGCUGCACUAUAGAACUGACACACACACGCAAACUUCUCGACCACACAUUGGGGGGGGGGGGGGUUCAGAGAGUUUAAUGCUGAAUCAUGGAGGUCAUAAGGCCUGUAACUCCUCCCCUCCACACCACUACAGAAGGCUGAGAGCAGCAGUUACUGAUUACAUCCCAAUAAUCUCUUUUCUCUCUCUUUUUUUUUCUCCUGAAGUGUGCACUCGUUCACCACUUCCCACAAAUUUGAAAGCAUUGGAUUGGUGUAGGCAUGGCCUAGAGGGAGUUUCCAUAUACCAGUCAUUUUUCUUUCCAAUCCAUGAAGGGAGGUGAACAAGUGCACACUUCGGGAGAAAGGAGAGAUUAUUGGGACACUUCGGGAGAAAGGAGAGAUUAUUGGGACCUGUGUCCCAAUAGUCAUCACUGUGUGUGGCUCUGUGAGGCUGGAGUGUGGUUCUGCUCUGUUUCUUCUCUAUUGUCACCUGCCCUCACACAGGAAACACAGAUGCGCUUUCUCUCUUCCACUUCCUCUUUGGCUCCCCCUGAACUCCCCCUGAGGAAACCCUGUAGGGCUACAUGUGGGCCUUCUUUAUCUCAAAUAUCUUGUUUAUCACUCCAGAAAUGUUAUAUUAUAGUUUCAUGGUUUAUCAAUAAGUGAACGUUAAUGAUAAUGUAUUGUUGGCUAAAUGCUAGCUAUGGGUUUGGCUUAAUGCUCAAACUGUUGUUUUCUGUAGGUCCCUAAAGCUGGACCUCUCCAGCCCAGGUCAGAGGUUUCGCCGGUAACCGGUGAGGCAGGGGGGAAGAGGCAGGCCUACAAGACUGAGAUCAUCGGAGGAGUGGUGGUGCACACCCCCAUGUACCAGGUACUAUGUUCUAGUCCAAACACACCAUUGCCACGGUGACAGUGUUGGUGAUUGUGGUGGUGGUGAUGACGAUGGUCAGUGAGGGUGAUGAUGAUGUACAGUGAUGGUGAUAGUGAUGAUGGUUGUGAGGAUGAUGAUUGUGUGUGUGUUGCAGACUGAGGGGGAGGAGAUGGAGGUAGGGGACAGGAGGGUCAACUCUGUAGGCAUUAGACCAGGCGUGCUGAGGUGUGGCUACUGUGUCAAACAGGGUAACAUGGUGAGUACAAAUAAACACACACUAGCAAUGGUCAUCAAAAUUGUUAAAAGGUUUUAAUAAAUGCAACAGUUGGACAAUGGAUGAAGAUACUCCAAACCUUUUUGAAUUUUUAAAAUCCAUCGGAUAUUGACAGAAUAGUAGCACAUAAAACCUUUUACUGGCAUGGACAAAUAAUGAAUGAAGUUCAGGGAUUUUGGUGGGAAUUCAGGUAUUCAAUUUAUUGUCAAAUUUCACUUUUGUUUUCGUAGAAUGCACUCAUACAUUUUGUAAUGGUAUCAGGUAUUAGUAAAAAUAUUUUGUGUUUAAAAUAAAGAAAAGUGUGCCUCAUUUGCAUAAAUACAAUUGGUGUAUUUGCAUAUUUGAAUAGAUUAACGUAAAGGGGUCGCACAGGGCUGCAACCACCAAAAACGUGCUCUGUCUAGGCCUACCUGCACUCACCUGCGCUGUCUAGACUGCCUCAUAAAUUACUGUUGUCACAAUUCUGUUGCAUAAUUCAACAAGUGUGUCAAUAGCAGCAUACCCUCGGAUUAAAAAUCAACACGCUUGGCUUUAGAUUACCACUAUCUAUACAUGCACUACAUGGCCAAAAGUAUGUGGACACUGGAUCGUCGAUCAUCUCAUUCCAAAAUCAUGGGCAUUAAUAUGGAGUUGGUCCCCGCUUUGCUGCUAUAACAGCCUCCACUCUUCUUGGAAGGCUUUCUGCUAGAUGUUGGAACAUUGCAGCGGGGACUUGCUUCCAUUCAGCCACAAGAGCAUUAGUGCAGUCGGGCACUGAUGUUGGGCGAUUAGGCCUGGCUCGCAGUCAGCGUUCCAAUUCAUCCCAAAGGUGUUCGAUGGGAUUGAGGUCAGGGCUCUGUGCAGGCCAGUCAAGUUCUUCCACACCGAUCUCUACUAACCAUUUCUGUAUGGUCCUCGCUUUGUUGGAAGCACAGAAUCGUCUAGAAUGUCAUUGUAUGCUAUAGCGUUAAGAUUUCCCUUCACUGGAACUAAGGGGCCUAGCCCGAACCAUGAAAAACAGCCCCAGAGCAUUAUUCCUCCUCCACCAAACUUUACAGUUGGCACUAUGCAUUCAGGCAGGUAGCGUUCUCCUGGCAUCCGCCAAACCCAGAUUCGUCCGUCGGACUGCCAGAUGGUGAAGUGUGAUUCAUCACUCCAGAGAACGCGUUUCCACUGCUCCAGAGUCCAAUGGCGGCGAGCUUUACACCACUCCAGCUGACACUUGGCAUUGCACAUGGUGAUCUUAGUGAAGCUCCUGCUGAACAGUUCUUGUGCUGCCGUUGCUUCCAGAGGCAGUGUGGAACUCGGUAGUGAGUGUUGCAACCGAUGACAGACUAUUUUUAGGCGCUACGCGCUUCAGCCAGCGGUCCCGUUCUGUGAGCUUGUGUGGCCUACCACUUCGCGGCUGAGCCGUUGUUGCUCGUAGACGUUUCCACUUCACAAUAACAGCAUUUACAGUUGACGGGUAGCUCUAGCAGGGCAGAAAUUUGACAACCUGACUUGUUGGAAAGGUGGCAUCAUAUGACGAUGCCACGUUGAAAAUCACUGAGCUGAUUUUAUACACCUGUCAGCAACGGGUGUGGCUGAAAUAGCCAAAUCCACUAAUUGGAAGGGGUGUCCACAUACUUUUGUGUAUAUAUACACAGUAGUGUACUUUACAUUGUAUGCGAGAUCAGACAUAAUAUCACUAUAAUCCGAGUGUUCAUUUUCGGAAGUUGCUUUCAUUUCAGUGCAUCUAAUUUGUAAGCAUUUCAACUGUAUUAAAUUAUAACGUUUUUCAAUUCCACAAAAAAAUAUACACCCAUCAAAAUAAAGUUAUCUUUCUUGUGAUGUAAGUGUUGAGAAGAUGCGUUAAAUCCCAGUAUUUACCGGGUGUGUUUGACAGGACAUUACAAACAUUCUCUGCGGUCGUAAAGUUAACUGGAAAAAAGGACAGAGUAAAAUGAAAGCAAUCGAUCCAGAGAGAUUUAAGUGCCAAGUGGAUGUUGCACCCCUCAAACACAGGAAAUAGAUGGCUGAAAAAGACACAUCCUCAGGUAGGCGGGGCAUGUACGUUGCUACAUACAUACACACGCACACACACUUUUGAACUAAUCGGUUGUGUGUUUCAGAGGAAAAGCUGGAAAAGGCGUUUCUUCAUGCUGGACAACAAUGCUGUCAGUUACUACAAGUGUGAGACGGUGAGGUCAUAUCCUGUCUCUCCUCUCCCCUCUCCUCUGUGAGUGGUUCUGGGUGGUAACUGUUGCUGUUUAAACCCCAGUAAGGUGUAAUUACAGAUGUCCUCAAAUGGCUUUGGAGUAAAUUCAAACCAAGACAAUACAUCGUGGGAAAAACAUGUGUCCUCCAUGUUUAAGUCUUUGUUUCUGCUUUGGUGUGGUGUGUGCUUCAGUGUCCUGUGUGACAGAUGUGUUUCUGUCAGUGGAACAGAGUAAAGUUUGGGGUUUCUCUGAUAAACGAUGGCGUGUGUGUAACCUGUAUUUGAUAUGUAUUUCAGGAUAAGGAGCCGCUAAGAGCGGUUCUUCUGAGAGACAUUCAGAAGGUCCAUGAGUGUCUGGUCAAAUCUGGGUGAGAGUCACACUAUCUCUAUCACACACACACACACACACACACACAAUCUCGCUGUCUUACCUAGUCAUCUCUCUGUCAGGGACCUGCUGAUGAGGGAUAACCUGUUUGAGAUCAUCACCAGCUCUAGGGUUUUCUACGUCCAGGUAAGUGAGUGUGUACUUGUUUUCCUACCUUAUCAGGACCCCAAUGUCCUAACAAUUCACCCGAAUGGCCUUACAAGGUAGGAAAACAAGAACUUAAAAAAAAGUUUCCAUGUCCUGAAUCUGUUCAAAUGCUAUUUUAAGAUUAAGGUUUAGGGUUUUUGGGUUUAGAGUUAAGGUUAGGGUAAAAAUAAGAAUAAUUGUGUUUUAUGGCUAAAUACACUGGAUAAGUGUGGUGAAAUUUGUUGUUUUAAAGGGUCAGCCAUAGUAGUAUGGCACCGCUGGAGCAAAUUAGGGUUAAGUGCUUUGCUCAAGGGCACAUCGACAGAUUUUUCAUCUUGUCAACUCGGUUAUUUGAACCAGCAACCUUUCAGUUACUGGCCCAACGCUCUAACUGCUAGGCUACCUGCCUGGGGUUAAAGAAAAUAGCAUUUUGAAUGGUCAAACAAGUCCUGAAAUUUCACGAAAAUAAAGCUGUGUGUGUUCGUGCGCAUGUAUUGUCAUCAGCUGGGCUUCCCUCUGUGUUGACUACUCUCUGGCUUCAUGCUCUGUUGCUCAUGUGUGGCCUUAGUUCUGUUUUUGGACAAACGGAAGGUUUGUGCAAACACUAACCAUAAAACAACAACAUCUCUUGUCCCCCCAUGGGAGAACAGCUGACUAGGGGCAGGGGCCUUAGAUCUGAGAGAGGUAACUGUGUGUGCUUACUUUGUUGUUUAAGCGUAAUGUGUAAGCGUGUGCUGGUUUUGUUGCAGACAGACACUCCAGAGGACAUGCAGGGCUGGAUCAGAGACAUUGAGGGGAAGAUACAGGACUUCAGAGGCCCUGGCAAGGUAAAGGUGGAUUUAAAUGCCACUAACAGUUCCGACCAGUACUAUUAGUGGUCCUGAUGGCGCGCCCAUACAAGUGUCAUAGCACAUCAGGGAGAUGAGAAAUUCUGAUUCAGUGGGGGAAUCACAAAAUGGUGUCUCUUUCUUUCCCUCUCAGGGCUCUGCAUUCACACGUGGCUCCUCUCUGUAUCGCCCUGGUAACUCCUCACACCCACCCUCUGUGCUCCGUGGUCGUCAGGGAGAUGACAAGAGAUCCCCACUAGUGAAGUCAUGUUCCGUGGCCCCGGGGUGGCAGCCCUGGACCCCCGUACCACAAAGAGAGGCUCCCGCACUGAGCACACUAGAAAAGGACGGUCCCUUUAGCUCUCUGCUGCCCAGUCUCUCCUCUCUCUCUCUCUCCACCUCCUCCUCCACCUCCUCAUCUUUAUCCUCCCUCUCCACUCCCACCCCACAGGGGGUCCCAGCUCCAGCCAGUGGUGUGGGGGUCCCAGCCUGCCCAGCCUGCCCAGGCACCAUAGCCCCAGGCCCCUCCAGCAGCCGGAGGAGACACCGCUCUCAGCCUCAGCCCCCCACAGACCGCAGGUUCCCUUUCAGCCUGGACCACGAUGGCAUCCGCACCACCGACGUCUAG